Volvox carteri f. nagariensis is the source of this 1453-nucleotide messenger RNA. RefSeq lists its product as uncharacterized. The record is from RefSeq and is a predicted model, not a curated record. The transcript is spliced from 8 exons. Gene Ontology annotation, molecular function: protein binding. The coding region runs from base 158 to 1453 and encodes 431 amino acids. Lineage: Eukaryota; Viridiplantae; Chlorophyta; Chlorophyceae; Chlamydomonadales; Volvocaceae.
CCAACUUAUUCCAACUUUAAUUAAAGGUAACCUUGCAUCGAUAAGCUUUGAGGGUUGAACUCAGCUCCAACAGUCUCUUCUCGGCCAUCUCCACACCUCCAGCGACCCGGAAGGCAAGCAGUUCCUCGGGUUAACAGCAAAGCUUGAAACGGUCGAUAUGGAUACCAACACGGGCAACGCUGCACCGCCCCUUCGCCGUUCACAGCGCUUUGCAAAACGGGUUGAAAGUAACAAGCCAGUCGCAGCGUCGCAGGAUUGGCAGCAUGAACAACCUCCGUCAUCAGUUCAGGAGCGGCCUACCUGUUACUUUCUGGCCCCACAAAAUAUUACGCUUGAGCCUGCUGCUUUGGGCGAACCUGAAGGUUUUGCAGAUGCAAACUUGCAGUGCGGGUUGUGGUCUCUGCUGCCGGAUGAGCUCGUCGAGAACAUCCUGAACCUGUGCACGACUCACCAGCUCGGCAUGCUCGAAACGACCUGCACAUAUUUUCGACGCUCUAGCUUCAUCGACCGUAUCGCCAAGCAGCGGCUGAAAGCAGUGCCACGUGCUCGGGGCUUGAAGCCUAAUCGCAAGGAAGGCGAGCACACGCUGUCUCUGCUUCACUUCGUAAAUAGUCAAAGUGUUGCAGCGGCGCAGGCGACCGCAGUUUCCUGCGGUGCCUACCACACCGCUGCACUACUGGUACCAGCGGAAAUUGCAGACGACCCCAAUACAAGCGCAAGCCGCGACUGCAAGCACUCCCUGUUUACCUUCGGGCGAGGUUUUCACGGGCAGUUGGGUAUUGGCACCCACGAAAGCACUUCUUUCCCAAGGCUCGCUUCGCUUGGAUUCAGGGUCUGCUCGGACAAUCCGGAUAUGGAAGAGGAGACCAUGCCUGCUGUUGUGGCAUGCGGGAGCAGUCACACGGCCUCGAUCAGCCGGAGAGGAGAGCUCUUUAUGUGGGGCCUGGGCAGCAGCGGCGAGCUUGGACUUGGCCAGUGGUCCCCGCUUGAGCUGCCUGUGCCUCGGCAAUGCCUGGUCCAGACGCGCAUUGUGUCGAUUGCAGCAGGUGCUCACCAUACGCUGGCCAUCGCUGAGACCGGGGCACUCUGGAGUUGUGGACGCGGGAGGCAUGGCCAGCUAGGCCUAGGUGGCGUUGUCGACAGUCCGCGCCUCACACGUAUCCCAACCCUCGAGUACGUAUGCAUCUUGGUGACGGCUAUCGCUGCCGGUGCCUACCAUUCCAUGGCGCUCACGGUCGGUGGCGCACUGCUGGCGUUUGGCCGCAACGAUCAUGGAGCCUUGGGUACUGGCGAUUGUGUGGAUCGGUGGACGCCAACUCGCGUGGACCUGAACGGAGAGGACCCAGAAGACGGUAAAUGCAGGCGCGCCGUCCAAGUUUCAUGCGGCGCAUCGCACACCCUGGUGCUUGUUCUAAACAAUGGGCGCAUGGAGGUUCGUACAACAGGUAUGUAG